AUGCACAUAGUUGCUUUAGCAUUAAAGGCAGUUGGAAUCAACGUUGAUGAACUCACUUUGUCAACAAGGUCUCUUUACGGAUCUAGAAAAGCUAUACGACAAUCUAUCGGAAAAACUAUCAAAAACACAUUUUUGCCAAACACAACUCUUGUGGCUCACUUUGAUGGAAAACUUUUACCUGAUUUUGAUGGUGUAAACAUAGAUCGCCUGCCAAUUGUGGUAUCAGAGAAAAAUGUAGAAAAACUGAUAGCUAUACUAAAGGUUGGCGGUACUGGCAUAAACAUAGGAACCACAAUAGUUCAGUUACUUCAGAAUUGGGAAGGCGUGUCAAAUUGGUUGGCUGGUUUGUGUUUUGACACAACAAGUUUUAAUAUUGGCAUUCAUACUGGUGCUAUAACAAUAAUUCAGAAAUUUUUUAAUAAACAUCUCUUGUUUUUAGCAUGCAGGCAUCAUAUUCUUAAAAUUAUUGAAACAGCUUUAUUUGAUUUAUUUUUCACUUCAUCUGGCCCUCAAAUUGCUAUUUUUAGUAGAUUUAAAGAUCAAUGGCCAUCAAUUAAUCAGUUAAAAUAUGCAUCGAUUGACAAGGUAACAACUGGUUGUUCUUUGACUGAUGAUGAAAAUUUGUGGCUUAAGCAAAAUCGUGUAGCUAUGAUUGAUUUUCUUCAAGACCAACUGCAAAAUACUCAACCUCGACAUGGCUACUUGCAAUUGAUUAGGCUUUCUCUCAUAACUUUUGGAGUUUCAGAUCCUACUGCUGUACAAGUCACUUCUCCAGGAGCUUAUCACAGGGCUCGCUGGAUGGCCAAAGGAGUUUAUUGUUUGAAGAUUUUUUGCUUUCGUGAGCAACUGAAGUUAACUGCAUAUGAGCUACAAGCAUUAAAGAGACUUUGUCUCUUUACUGUAACUGUAUAUGUAAAGGCAUGGUUUUGUGCAGCAAACAGCUGUAGUGCUCCUUACAAAGAUUUAUGUUUUUUUCAAACUCAGGAAUUAUUUGAAAAAGUUGAUUGCAAAGUUGGAAAAGAAGCAAUGAAAAAAAUUAAAAGGAAUCUCUGGUAUCUAAGCGAAGAUCUUGUUGGAAUGACAUUUGUUUCUGAUUGGGUUAAUGUCGAUGAGAAAAAGCUUAUGCGCUCCUCAAUGAAUUUUGCAAACAGAUGGGUCUUGAGAUCCGCUCCGAACUUCGUAAAUGAUGGAGAAGUAGUCAGAAAAAGAGGUAGAGAGUUCCAGAAAAAAGGGCUAGAAAAAGCAAAAGCAGAUUUAACAAAAGAGUGUUUAACACGAGUUAAGAAGUAA
Messenger RNA from Helobdella robusta, 1290 nucleotides. RefSeq lists its product as hypothetical. Lineage: Eukaryota; Metazoa; Annelida; Clitellata; Rhynchobdellida; Glossiphoniidae. The transcript is spliced from 2 exons. The coding region runs from base 1 to 1290 and encodes 429 amino acids. The record is from RefSeq and is a predicted model, not a curated record.